Messenger RNA from Lichtheimia ornata, 420 nucleotides. RefSeq lists its product as uncharacterized. The record is from RefSeq and is a predicted model, not a curated record. The transcript has a single exon. NCBI's taxonomy places the organism in Eukaryota, Fungi, Mucoromycota, Mucoromycetes, Mucorales, Lichtheimiaceae. The coding region runs from base 1 to 420 and encodes 139 amino acids.
AUGCGCCAAGAAAAGAAAGCUGCAACUACUAGUACACUAGAAGAGGCUUCAAUCAAUGAUGCUCGUCGAACGCAUUGCAUGGAAAAAUAUUGUUUCUUUAUUGGCUUUCUCUUUCCACCCGCAUGGUUUAUCGGAAGCAGCUACAGCUGCUGUGACCAGCAUCCAUAUCAAUCUCAUGCACUCGCAUGGCAAAAGAGGUGUCGUAUCGGUGCCGUUUUAUUUCUCACCGGCUGCAUUGUUGCAGUUGCACUUAUCAUGGUUUUGAAACCUUCUACCUUUGGACUUCGUGGUAAUUCUUCUGGUGCACAAACGUCCUCAAAUUCAGAAACGGCUAUUCGUCCAGGGGUUCCAUCGAAUAAUAGUGGCAAUUGGGAUGAAAUGAUGGCUGAUGUACGUGUGGAGCAGCAUGUUUCUUUAUAA